CUUAUACCCACCCCAUCUUACUAUGUCCGUUGUUGGCUCCUUGAUUUUCUGCACCGAUUGCGGUAACUUGCUCGACUCUGUUACCGACAAGAAGACCUUGGACUGUGCUUUAUGUGGCAAGGCGUACCAUUCCAAGAACUUUGAAAACUUGAGCGUCGUGACGAAGUCUGCGGACGAUGCCUUUCCCUCGGCUUUGAAAUCCAAGAAAUCGGUGGUAAAGACCUCCUUGGAAUCCGGUGAGUUGGAAGAGGGUGCCACCAUCAAGGAGAAGUGUCCACAGUGCGGGAACGAGGAAAUGCAGUACCACACCUUGCAACUCAGGUCCGCCGAUGAAGGUGCUACGGUGUUCUACACGUGUACAUCCUGUGGCUACAGAUUUAGAACCAACAACUAGAGACCUCCCCUCUUUUCCACUGCCUAAUGCGGAGUUUUCGCGGUUGCAAGCCUUCCCCAUUGUCCGUGGCUGACCCCUUGCUUAAACUCCAUAUCCACCCCCCUUUUGUAUUAUAGUAAUUGCAUCCCGUUGAUAGUAUCGCCGUAUUAGCAGUGUAGAAAUCGUCCUCAUCCCGGGAGAGUGAAAAUCGUCACGAGCCCUGCGGCUCAUUGGCCAUCCCGAUUAGGCAAUUGCAUUUGGAA
This is a messenger RNA of Babjeviella inositovora NRRL Y-12698, 636 nucleotides long. It is a transcript of the gene RPA12, whose product is annotated as DNA-directed RNA polymerase I core subunit. Gene Ontology annotation, biological process: DNA-templated transcription; termination of RNA polymerase I transcription. The record is from RefSeq and is a predicted model, not a curated record. Gene Ontology annotation, molecular function: nucleic acid binding; zinc ion binding; DNA-directed RNA polymerase activity. Lineage: Eukaryota; Fungi; Ascomycota; Pichiomycetes; Serinales. Gene Ontology annotation, cellular component: RNA polymerase I complex. The transcript has a single exon. Bases 23 to 394 code for a protein of 123 amino acids.